This is a messenger RNA of Penaeus indicus, 463 nucleotides long. RefSeq lists its product as uncharacterized. The transcript is spliced from 4 exons. Bases 72 to 398 code for a protein of 108 amino acids. Lineage: Eukaryota; Metazoa; Arthropoda; Malacostraca; Decapoda; Penaeidae. The record is from RefSeq and is a predicted model, not a curated record.
GGCGAGCCCGCCCGAGAAGAAGAAGGACGCCCUCGAGGAAGCAAACGUGCCCAUCGCGCCCUCCAGCAAGAAUGGACAACUCGCGAAGAAGGGCUCCCUCACCAUCCUGCGGAGGCCCAGCAGCAAGAACCUGGCCGGGCGCGGCUCGCGGCACUCCUCCUCGCAGGACGAUGACGCUGUGGAUGCCGUCGACCUCGCCAACGACGCCCCCGCCGUCGACAACCCCGACGCCUGCGAGAAGGCCGCCCUCAGGUUGCGAAGCCUCCUGCGCCACCUGCAGCAGGGAGAGGUCCCGGCCGCGGUCCUGCAGCAGAACCUGCAGUUCGCCGCUGACGUCCUCGAGUCGGUCUACCUUGACGAAGCGAGCAGGUGUGAGGAGCAGCAGGAUCGGGCUAUAACCAUCAGUCUUGAGCCUCCGAGCAGGAAGUCUAGGAGAGUCACGUCGAACGACAAAUCCUCAAGG